AUGCACACUGUGGAACAAGGAGACAACUAUUUGUCGUGUGAACACCUGCAGUCGACUACUGCACUUGUCUUACCAGUGAUUACCCUGAUCAGCUUCUCUGUUCUCGGCUUCAUCUUCAUCCACCGGUAUAUCGGAGAUCGUCGGAGACAAGCAUACAUCUCUGAAAUCAAACAAACAGACCAAGACUUCUGGCUCCAGUCUAGCAUCAUGGAGAAAGGCGAUAUCAUCUCCACGGACUCGCAAUAUCCAUCUGCAUGUGAUAUCCUGCAACCUUUAUCGCAUACAAGCCUCCUCCCAAGCAGUGGAACCCUCGCUGCACAAGUCAGAGAACAACAAAACGAGAGAGCCGCCAUUGAUGCGAGUAGUCCUACAUCUUCCAAGGCUUCGUCACUUGAGGCAGCGGAGGAAGUGCAAAAACGCAAUGAAUCGGUCCAGCAAAUGUGCGAUGAGGAUGCCGAGGGAGGGCGAACCUGGAAGCGGGUGGUUGUUGAAUACAGCUAG
Molecule: messenger RNA, 501 nt
Organism: Penicillium coprophilum
Lineage: Eukaryota; Fungi; Ascomycota; Eurotiomycetes; Eurotiales; Aspergillaceae
Exons: 1
Coding region: 1-501 (166 amino acids)
Source: RefSeq, a predicted model, not a curated record